AUGGCGGCGGGGCGGGCGGCGUCGGGUACGGGAGCGAUCGGGCGGGGAAGGUGUCCGCUGCGAGAAGCCGCAGGCUGGGGCGCCUCGCUGCGGUGUCUGCGACCGGGGGCGCAGUCCAGCCCGCCGUCCGCUGGUGCGCCCCAAGAGGCGGCAGCGGGCGGCGGGGAGCGGGGUCUGCAGUGGGCCGCAGCGUGGACGGGCUGCCUCCACGGAGGGCCGUGGGGUCAGCAGCUGCGGGAGGCGCGAGUGUCUGUGCGCGGGGCGGACCUCCGAGGCUACCAUCCGCAGGUGGCGCAGCCAGAGGCGAGGGCAAGGGAGCGGGGAGCGGGGUCUGCAGCGGGCCGCAGCGUGGAAGGGCUGCCUCCACGGAGGGCCGUGGGGUUAGCAGCUGCGGGAGGCGCGGGUGUCUGCGCGGAGCGGAUCUCUGAGGUUGGCGGCGGCUGGCGGUGUCUCUUUGGUGUCGGUUGUCGGGUGCAGGGGCAACAACGUUGUAAGGGGACGGAGUCCGCCCACAACCGACGCCCAGCCCCCGCCAGCCAAAGCCAAGGGCCUCCGACGCCACUUCCUUCCACCGAAGCGCAGCUACCAUCCCCGGAACCCGCCUCCCGCCUAGCCCCGCCAGCCGGUGCGCUGACACCCCCGGCCCGGACACCUGCCGCCACCACUGCCCUCCAGUGCCUUCUUCCCGCUGACGCUGACCUUGGCUACCUUUGCCUUGGCUCACUGACGCCCAGCGCUCUCUGCUGCCAGACGCCCUCAGACCCCUGCCACCGCCACCAGAGGCCCUCUGGCCAGGGACCCGGCUCCCUCGUUCUCAUGCAGGCCUCGCCACCUUGCAGCAGCCUAGCUCAUAGUCUCCACAGGGAACAACUUCAUCUCUCUGAACUCAACCCAUGAAAGUUCUACUUGACCCAUUUCUGCAAACAUCUGCUGCUCUACCUCCAGGGUCACAUGAGGCAGGGACAUCAUGUGAAAGCGCAAGCUCUUUCUGGAUUGGGAAGAAGUACGGAAGUGUUGAAGGAAUUUCUCUAUUGCCUUG
Messenger RNA from Manis pentadactyla (Chinese pangolin), 1039 nucleotides. RefSeq lists its product as uncharacterized. The transcript has 4 exons. Bases 1 to 897 code for a protein of 298 amino acids. The record is from RefSeq and is a predicted model, not a curated record. Lineage: Eukaryota; Metazoa; Chordata; Mammalia; Pholidota; Manidae.